Tyto alba (common barn owl) is the source of this 1397-nucleotide messenger RNA. It is a transcript of the gene FOXS1, whose product is annotated as forkhead box S1. The record is from RefSeq and is a predicted model, not a curated record. NCBI's taxonomy places the organism in Eukaryota, Metazoa, Chordata, Aves, Strigiformes, Tytonidae. Gene Ontology annotation, molecular function: RNA polymerase II cis-regulatory region sequence-specific DNA binding; DNA-binding transcription factor activity, RNA polymerase II-specific. The coding region runs from base 1 to 1344 and encodes 447 amino acids. Gene Ontology annotation, biological process: regulation of transcription by RNA polymerase II; cell differentiation; anatomical structure morphogenesis. The transcript has a single exon.
AUGCAGCCCGACCUCCCCGUCGGAGACACGGCGCUGCGCAGCCCGCCGGCCCCAGAGCUGGCCGGUGGCCCCUUCCCCAGCUCCGAGGCCACCAAGCCACCCUACAGCUACAUCGCCCUCAUCACCAUGGCCAUCCAGAGCGCGCCCGAGAAGCGCAUCACCCUCAGCGGCAUCUACCGCUACAUCAUGGGCCGCUUCACCUUCUACCGCGACAACAAGCAGGGCUGGCAGAACAGCAUCCGCCACAACCUCUCCCUCAACGAGUGCUUCGUCAAGGUGCCCCGCGACGACAAGAAGCCCGGCAAGGGGAACUACUGGACCCUCGACCCCGACUGCUACAACAUGUUCGAGAACGGCAGCUUCUUGCGGCGCCGCCGGCGCUUCACCAGGAAGAGGGGCUUCCAGGAUGUGCCGGGCGCCGAGGGGGACGAGGGACGCGGGAAACCCCCCCGGCAGCGGGCACGGGGGCCGCCCGCCGCCCCGCUGCCCGAGGAGGGGAAGGCGGAGGGGGGCUACGCCUCGCCGGCGGCUGCAGGGCGCCUGCCGAGCCCCAGCACCGCGCUGCCCGAGGGGGCCGGGGGGCCGGGGUGCGCCGAGCCCUGCGCCCGGCGGCAGCCACCCAAAUCCAGGCAGCCCUGCCUGUACCUGCCGGAUGCGGCGCAGCCCAAGGGGCCUUUCUUUGCCCCCCCGGAGAGCCGCCCGCCCAAGGAGACUGUUUUCGGGGGGGUCCCGGCGGCGCUGCAGCUACCCCGGCCAGGUCAGUACCCGCUGCCCGGCGAGCGCCCGGUGCCGCACCCGGCCCUGCUGCCCUCCCUGCUGCCCACCCAGCCCAGGGACCCCCCGCAGGACUCCCCGGCCCCCCCCAGCACCUCCCCGGGGCAGCUGGAGGGUGAGGAGCCAGCCACCCCAGGGCUGGGGCCAAGCCAGCCCUUUGGGCAGGUGCCCCCCACCUUCCCUGGCACCCUCCUGGGCACGGGCAAGCCCCCCCCAUCCUGCUUCCUGGAGGGGGAGGGCUACGCGCAGCCCCCCCUGCCCGUUUUUGGCUCUUUCGGCCGGUCGGGGCCCGAGGCGCUGGGCAGCAGCUACCAGUGCCGGGUGCAGGCGCUGAGCUUCUGCGUGAAGGAGCGGCCGUGCGGCACGACGCUGGAGCAUCUCCUGGCCGCGGCCCCCCCGGCCCCCGCCGCCCCCCGCCAGCCGCCCUUUGGGGCCACAGGGCCCCGGGUGGGCGAGCAGAAGGAGCCGUGGGGGCCUGGGGGCACGAUCCCGCUGCAGGGGGGCAACGGCUACCCCCUGGGGCUGCCCCCCUGCCUCUACCGGACACCCGGCAUGUUCUUCUUUGAGUGAGGGGCUGCUUCACCCCGGGUCCCCCCGGGUCCCCAAUAAAGCGCAUUCCCCAA